Molecule: messenger RNA, 1340 nt
Organism: Juglans regia (Persian walnut)
Lineage: Eukaryota; Viridiplantae; Streptophyta; Magnoliopsida; Fagales; Juglandaceae
Product: ADP-ribosylation factor 1
Exons: 8
Coding region: 320-847 (175 amino acids)
Biological process (GO): intracellular protein transport; vesicle-mediated transport
Cellular component (GO): Golgi apparatus; cytoplasm
Molecular function (GO): GTPase activity; GTP binding
Source: RefSeq, a predicted model, not a curated record
UAUAAAAAAAAAAAAAAAAAACAAACACAGGAGAGAAGCAUCAGAACCUCAGUCUGAGGUUCCUCUUCUAUUCUUUGCCUCUGUUUAGUGCUUGUUGCUAUUCAGUUUCUGGGAACAACUCUGCUUAUACACAGUCCCUACUUUAUCCAAAAUCUCAUUUCGGCCCCAAACCCCGAGUUUUUGUUAAUGCAGACCCUCUCCUUUUAGGACCAGAGGGUUCUGCUUUGAGAUCUCAAAGAGCUAAACCUAAAUCAAAUUAAAACCCGUCUGAUCUGUUCUAAAUUUCACGCACUGAGAGAGUUUUUCUAAAUCUCUCAAGAUGGGUAUACUGUUUACGAAAAUGUUCUCGUCCCUUUUCGGCAACAAAGAAGCUCGGAUUCUCGUUCUUGGCCUUGACAAUGCCGGAAAGACCACAAUCCUCUAUCGGCUUCAGAUGGGGGAGGUUGUUUCCACGAUUCCAACAAUUGGAUUUAAUGUCGAAACGGUGCAGUAUAAUAACAUCAAAUUCCAAGUAUGGGAUCUGGGUGGACAGACAAGUAUCAGGCCAUAUUGGAGAUGCUAUUUUCCAAAUACACAAGCCAUAAUUUAUGUCAUCGAUUCAAGUGACACUGAUAGGUUGGUCAUAGCGAAAGAUGAAUUUCAUGCAAUUCUCGAGGAAGAAGAAUUGAGAGGCGCUGUUGUUCUCAUUUUUGCAAACAAGCAGGAUCUUCCUGGUGCACUUGAUGAUGCGGCUGUUACUGAGGCUUUAGAGUUGCACAAGAUAAAAAAUCGCCAAUGGGCUAUUUUCAAAGCUUCUGCAGUAAAGGGAGAAGGUCUCUUUGAGGGCUUGGACUGGCCUGGGUUGUGACAACAAAAAUUAGGAAAUACUUCUUGGAACAGAAUCUGGAAAUGCCCAUGAAAUCAUCCUAUAAUGGUGGGCGCACCACUUGUCGUUUGGCCUUAAUUGUCUAGUAGAUAGCUUUUGCCUUCUGUUUCUUCCAAUCGGGAGAGGUUGCGCAUUGCCGAAAUCAAUCUUGAAUCUAAUGGGAGGUGGAUUUGGGACCGACUUUUGCGUUCGACAAGUGCACUAUCAUUUGUGCAGCGGGCGGUUUUGAUGGAGAGAAAUUGAGAUGAUUUCAGCACUUUACAGUCUCCGUUAUCCAAUAAGUUCUUGAGAACCUGUUUUUAUUACCAAGAGUUGCUUAUUGCUCCAUUUCUCUCCUUGGAUAGUUCUCUUUUCUAUAACGUUUAGAGGCUAAGUGAUUACUCCUUGUACUUGGUCCUGCAAUUAUAUUUUUGUUUUAACAUUUGUUUGUAUGUUUUUAUGAUGCUUAUAUAUUUGGAAGUUCAUUUCUGUUUAA